Messenger RNA from Hevea brasiliensis (rubber tree), 4014 nucleotides. RefSeq lists its product as uncharacterized. Gene Ontology annotation, molecular function: nuclear export signal receptor activity. The record is from RefSeq and is a predicted model, not a curated record. The coding region runs from base 142 to 3684 and encodes 1180 amino acids. NCBI's taxonomy places the organism in Eukaryota, Viridiplantae, Streptophyta, Magnoliopsida, Malpighiales, Euphorbiaceae. The transcript has 33 exons. Gene Ontology annotation, cellular component: cytoplasm; nuclear pore. Gene Ontology annotation, biological process: protein export from nucleus.
UUUCUUCGCUAUGUACAAUUUAUUUUCCCUGUGGACUGUAAAAGGCUAGAAGCCCCGCCUUGAGUGGUGAAAGCUCCUCUUUCUUGAGGAUUUGCUCUCUCCUUUCAGCCUCAAUUGGUGCCGAUUCUCUUCUUCUCACUCAUGAUUGUGGAUUCAUCUACUCUACAGAAGCAUAAGAUGAUGCAGCAGCAAGGAGGCUCCGCCGAUUUAGCCCAGCUCCAGUCCACCAUGCAGGCCAUCGAGUUCGCUUGCUCUUCUAUUCAGAUGCAUAUGAAUCCGGCAGCCGCAGAGGCAACUAUCCUAUCGCUAAAUCAGUCGCCUCAGCCAUACAAGGCAUGCCAGUUCAUUCUUGAGAAUUCUCAAGUAGCAAAUGCGAGGUUUCAAGCGGCUGCAGCAAUUCGAGAUGCUGCUAUCAGGGAGUGGGGUUUCCUCACUACUGAGGACAAGAAAAGCUUGAUAAGUUUUUGUCUUUACUAUGUUAUGCAACAUGCUAGUUCGCCUGAGGGAUAUGUCCAAGCCAAGGUUUCUUCUGUGGCUGCUCAGUUGAUCAAGAGGGGCUGGCUUGAUUUUACAGCUGUUGAAAAGGAGACUUUUUUUUAUCAGGUGAACCAGGCUAUUCUUGGCAUUCAUGGUGUGGAUGUGCAGUUCUCUGGAAUUAAUUUCCUAGAAUCUUUGGUGUCUGAGUUCUCACCUUCUACUUCUAGUGCCAUGGGUCUUCCUCGGGAAUUUCAUGAGCAAUGCCGGAUGUCCUUGGAGCUAGACUAUCUUAAGACAUUCUACUGUUGGGCACGAGAUACUGCUGUUGGUGUCACAAAGAGUAUAACUGAAUCUCAUUCUGAGGUACCUGAGGUUAAGGUCUGUACUGCUGCACUGCGUCUCAUGCUUCAAAUUCUGAACUGGGAUUUCUUGUACAAGACUGCUGGCACAAAAACUGGUAUAGAUGUUUUUUCACCUGGAAUUAGAGCAGACAGUUCUUUGUCAAAGAGGUCUGAGUGUACAUUGGUGCAGCCCGGUCCUGCAUGGCAUGAUGUUUUAAUUUCAAGUGGCCAUGUUGGAUGGCUCCUGGGCUUAUAUGCAGCUCUGAGAGGGAAGUUUUCUUGUGGAGGUUACUGGCUUGAUUGUCCUAUUGCAGUAUCUGCUCGGAAACUUAUUGUGCAGUUCUGCUCCUUGACAGGAACCAUAUUUCUUUCUGAUAAUGGACAAAUGCAAGAACAUCAUUUGCUACAACUGCUUUCUGGGAUAAUACCGUGGAUUGAUCCUCCUGUUGCUGUUUCACAAGCAAUUGAAUGUGGGAAGAGUGAAAGUGAGAUGCUUGAUGGCUGCCGUGCAUUGUUAUCAAUGGCAACUGUAACUACUCCCUUUGUGUUUGACCAACUCUUGAAAUCCGUAAGGCCCUUUGGCACUCUUACCCUAUUAUCCACCUUGAUGUGUGAAGUUAUCAAAGUUCUCAUGAAAAAUAACACUGAUGAGGAGACAUGGAGCUGGGAGGCACGUGAUAUCUUAUUAGAUACCUGGACCACUCUACUCAUGCCAAUGGAUGGUACUGGUGGGAAUGCAUUACUUCCGCCCGAAGGUAUAAAUGCUGCAGCCAAUCUUUUUUCCUUAAUUGCAGCAUCUGAGCUAAGAGUGGCUUCUGCAUCAGCAAUGAAUGAUGAAGAUGAAUCUGACUACCUUCAGGCUUCCAUCUCUGCCAUGGAUGAAAGGUUAAGUUCUUAUGCUCUUAUAGCAAGAGCAGCAGUUGAUGUCGCAACUCCAUUACUCACAAGACUCUUUUCUGAGCUUGUUGCACGGAUUCAUCAGGGCAGGGGCAUCAUUGAUCCAACGCCAACUUUGGAGGAACUUUACUCAUUAUUAUUGAUAACUGGGCAUGUACUUGCAGAUGAAGGGGAGGGAGAAACACCCUUGAUUCCGAAUACCAUACAAACUCAUUUUGUGGACAUUCUGGAGGCAGACAAACAUCCAGUUGUUGUGCUCUCAAUCUCAAUUAUAAAGUUUGCUGAGCAGAGUUUAGAUCCAGAAGUGAGAGCUUCAGUUUUCAGUCCUCGUCUAAUGGAGGCUGUUAUAUGGUUUCUUGCCAGAUGGUCUCGUACAUAUCUCAUGCCAGAAGAAUUUAGGGACCGUAAUUUCAAUUCAGGUCAUGAUCAUGAAUAUCAGUUUCGGCAAUUGCACUCCAGAAAAGCCUUGCUCAGCUUUUUUGGAGAACAUAAUCAGGGAAAACUUGUGCUUGACACUAUUGUUCGCAUCUCAGUGACAACGCUUUUGUCUUAUCCUGGGGAAAAGGAUUUGCAGGCUCUCACUUGCUACCAACUACUUCAUACUCUUGUUCGUCGAAAAAAUAUUUGUGUUCACCUUGUCACGUUGGACUCGUGGCGUGAACUAGCAAAUGCUUUUGCUAAUGACAAAGUUUUGUUCUUGUUAAACACUGCUAAUCAACGUUCACUGGCUCAAACCCUUGUCCUUGGUGCUUCUGGAAUAAGAAAUUCAGAAGCAUCUAAUCAAUAUGUAAGGGAUCUCAUGGGUCAUACGACAAAUUAUCUAGUGGAAUUGUCUAACAAGAGUGACCUCAAAAGUGUUGCUCAACAGCCAGAUGUCAUCCUAUCAGUCAGUUGCUUGUUGGAGCGGCUACGUGGAGCUGCUAGUGCCUCAGAACCUCGAACCCAAAGAUCUCUUUAUGAGAUGGGAUUCUCUGUAAUGAACCCUCUUCUGGUUCUCCUUGAAGCAUAUAAACACGAGUCUGCAGUUGUUUAUCUGCUGCUUAAGUUUGUUGUUGAUUGGGUGGAUGGGCAAAUUUCCUACCUGGAGGCUCAAGAAACUGCUGCCGUUAUUGAUUUCUGUAUGCGUUUGCUUCAGCUUUACUCAUCUUACAAUAUCGGCAAGAUAUCAUUGAGUCUUUCAAGCAGCUUACUUAGUGAGGCCAAGACUGAGAAGUACAAGGAUUUACGUGCUCUUCUUCAGCUUCUUUCAAAUCUCUGUUCAAAAGAUCUGGUCGACUUUUCUUCAGAUUCCAUUGAGGCACAGGGGACAAAUAUAUCUGAGGUUGUUUACUUUGGUCUUCUCAUAGUUACCCCAUUAAUUUCUUUAGAGCUGCUGAAAUACCCCAAGCUUUGUCAUGAUUACUUCUCUCUGUUGUCGCAUAUGUUGGAGGUUUAUCCUGAAACAGUUGCACGACUAAAUAGUGAAGCUUUUGCUCAUGUGCUUGGAACUCUAGAUUUUGGCCUUCACCACCAGGACACAGAAGUAGUAAAUAUGUGCCUGAGGGCUCUUAAAGCUCUUGCCUCCUUCCAUUACAAGGAGACGCAUGCAGGCAAAAUUGGCCUGGGCUCUCACACCAAGGGUAUUAAAGAUCAGCAAGGCAACUUGCAGGAAGGCAUCUUAAGUCGCUUCCUUAGAUUGUUACUGCAGUUGCUCCUUUUUGAGGAUUACAGUCCUGAUCUUGUCAGUCCUGCAGCAGAUGCUCUCUUUCCAUUGAUUCUUUGUGAGCAAGACCUAUACCAGAAAUUAGCAAAUGAAUUGAUAGAGAGGCAAUUGAAUCCAACACUCCGAUCAAGGCUAGCAAGUGCAUUACAAUCCCUCACAAGCUCCAAUCAACUUUCAUCCACUCUAGACCGUAUGAAUUACCAAAGAUUUAGGAAGAAUGUAAACAACUUCCUGAUUAACGUCCGUAGCUUUUUGCGGACAAUGUGACGUGGGUAACCGUAGUGUAAUUACAAGGGAUUUUUUUUUAUUUUUGCACAUUUUUUUUCACUGUAAGCAUAAAGUUUUGGAAUCAGUGUGAAACAUUCCCAGUUUCAAUGGGCAAAUAGACAACUGUUUGUUCAUAUUCAACCAGUAAGAUAGUAAGGAAUCGCAGAAUGCAGUUUCAUCAGCCAGAGUAAAGGAAUUCUGCUACUCUAAAUCAAAUGUGACAUUCCACAAUUAGGGCUGUGUAAAGUUUUCCAUGUAAUCGUCCGUUCAAGGAUUUUCAUUUUGUGUGAUAUUUCUGAUUUAGAACAAUCUUUGCUGAAUUUAUAGCAA